AUGGUACACAGUUCAGACUUCGAAGAAUAUUUGCGGCUACAACAAAUAUUCCAACCUAGCAGUGAGAAGCAUAAUUCCCAUGCGGAAACGUCUGCUAUGCAACCACCUCCACCUCUCCCCUCUGCAGAUUGGCCUCCUCACAACUCUUCUGUGAGCCACGCCUCCACGUUCCUUGGCCCCAACUGGACUAUGCCGACCCAAACACCUGCAUCUGCGGCAGGACAUAUACCUGCGUCCUCUACGAAUUGGCCUCUUUGCGGCCCUUCUAUGAGCCAUGCCUCCAGGUCUCUUCACCCUGGCCGGACUAUGUAUACCGCCGUAGGUCACCCCGCAGCGGACAACUUCUACCAGAGCAACAUGCAGCUCUCCCCGACCAUGCAGUACAGAGACACUGAGGUUGGAGCCGAAGACCACCUCAGCCAGGGUCAAACCACAACUCAUACCUGGUUCUCGACACCACGUCCCUCCACCCAAGAGCUAUCCCCACCAAACCAGCAGAGUGGAGCUGCUAAUGUGGAGUCAACUUCUGUUCAUGGUGAACCGCAACAGCAAGAGUGA
Messenger RNA from Penicillium verrucosum, 558 nucleotides. RefSeq lists its product as uncharacterized. The transcript has a single exon. The record is from RefSeq and is a predicted model, not a curated record. Bases 1 to 558 code for a protein of 185 amino acids. NCBI's taxonomy places the organism in Eukaryota, Fungi, Ascomycota, Eurotiomycetes, Eurotiales, Aspergillaceae.